Aspergillus wentii DTO 134E9 is the source of this 1809-nucleotide messenger RNA. RefSeq names its product PPN1 endopolyphosphatase family protein. The record is from RefSeq and is a predicted model, not a curated record. Gene Ontology annotation, biological process: sphingomyelin catabolic process. Bases 1 to 1809 code for a protein of 602 amino acids. Gene Ontology annotation, molecular function: sphingomyelin phosphodiesterase activity. NCBI's taxonomy places the organism in Eukaryota, Fungi, Ascomycota, Eurotiomycetes, Eurotiales, Aspergillaceae. The transcript has 3 exons.
AUGAAGAUAUCCAUUCUCGCCGUAUUUUCCCUGGCUCAUGCAGUCACAGCCAACUGGGCUGAGUCUAUCUGGGACGAUGUCAAACAUGCCGUCAACUGUGCUGGAUGCGAGACUGUUCUAUUUGCUCUCAAAGGAGUUGCUGAUCUAGGCGAACACGCAUUCCAAACCGUCCUGACUGAUGUGUGCGAUAUCAGUGGUACCGAAGAUAAAGACGUCUGCUCUGGCCUCAUCGCCGCUGAAUCCCCUGCUCUAUAUUACAACAUCAAGAACCUCGGUGUCAAAUCCCACACCUCCAAAGUCCUCUGCGCCCAACUCUUCGGGCUCUGCCAAUUCCCAGCGGUUCGACCGUAUAACCUCACCUUUCCAUCUCCCAAGCCAACCACUUCUCGUCCGCCUCCCAGUGGACAAUCGCCUAUCCGGGUAGCGCACAUCAGCGACACGCAUGUUGAUCUAUCCUACGAAACAGGAUCGAAUUAUGAAUGCUCCAAGCCCAUCUGCUGCCGGGUGUAUACGGACGAAGAUGCUCCUGGGAAUACCUCGUUUCCCUGCGGUCCAUACGGCAACACCAACUGCGAUCCCCCACUGCGUCUGGAAGAGAGCAUGAUGGCUGCUAUCAAGUCGCUCAAUCCUGCGUUCUCCAUCUACACCGGCGAUGUAGUAGCCCACGAUCUCUGGAUGGUCGACAAGACGGAAGUUCUGGAUGACUUCAAUGCCACCUACAGCAUGCUGGACCAGCUCGACCUGGUCUACGCAGCAGUCGGGAACCACGACACCACACCAGUCAAUCUCUUCCCCUCGACUCAACUGCCAGACAAAGACAAUCAAUGGGCCUACGAUGCUCUCACAGCCGAAUGGAAAAGCCUGACCAACUCGUCCAUCCAAACCACCGAAUACGGCUCUUAUUCAGCCAUCUAUGAAAACCUGCGCAUCAUCUCGUACAACAGCAUCUUCUACUAUCAAGACAAUUUCUACGCCUACACAGACCCAAUGGCCCACGAUCCCUCCAACCAACUCACCUGGCUCAUCGACCAACUCCACGAAGCUGAAUCCGCAAACCAACGCGUCUGGCUGAUCUCUCACAUCCCAACGGGCGGAGUGGACCAUCUCCACGAUUACUCGCACUAUAUAGACGAGAUUGUCCAGCGCUACGAAGCGACCAUUUCCGCCCUCUUCUUCGGCCAUACACAUACGGAUCUUUUCCAAAUCGCCUACUCUGAUUAUAAAAAUCGUGCCUGGGACACUGCCUCGGCGAUUGGAUAUGUCGCGCCAUCGUUGACGCCGACGUCUGGCCCGCCUGCGUUUCGCAUCUACGAUAUCGACCCGGUCACGUUUGCCGUACUAGACUAUACGGUCUACAUCGCCAACAUCAGCAACCCGUCAUAUCAAUCCAACCCCAAAUGGGAGAAAUACUACUCGGCGAAAGAGGCAUAUGGCUCUCUUCUCUCUCCACCAGUUACAGAUUCGUCAAGCGAACUCACCCCAUCCUUCUGGCACAACGUCACGGCUCUCAUGGAGAAAGACGAUUCCGUGUUCCAAGACUGGUGGUCGCGAACAACCCGCGGGUACAACGUAACGACAUGUACAGGCGACUGCGCAAAGAAGGAAAUCUGCGCCCUCCGCGGCGCCGACGCACAAUAUAACUGUGUUACAGCAACGCCCGGAUUCCACUUUGACAAACGAGAGGAAAGCGAACAGAAGCCUAGGCCGGAAUGUGAAGAUGGACUGGGAAGAGUGCUGGGUGAUAUGAUCCACAAGAAAGAUUUCGUGGACUUGCUUCACGAGAGAACGGCUCAGUAUCAGCACAGAUAA